Salvelinus namaycush (lake trout) is the source of this 1751-nucleotide messenger RNA. Its product is annotated as transcription factor Sox-19a-like. The transcript is spliced from 2 exons. Gene Ontology annotation, molecular function: RNA polymerase II cis-regulatory region sequence-specific DNA binding; DNA-binding transcription factor activity, RNA polymerase II-specific. Gene Ontology annotation, biological process: cell differentiation; anatomical structure morphogenesis; regulation of DNA-templated transcription. Bases 1 to 960 code for a protein of 319 amino acids. The record is from RefSeq and is a predicted model, not a curated record. Lineage: Eukaryota; Metazoa; Chordata; Actinopteri; Salmoniformes; Salmonidae.
AUGUAUAACAUUAUAGAGCACCAACUCAAGUCCUCUGUUCCUUCACAUCAUCCUGGAACAGGGAUGCCACCUGCGAACGGAGUAGGGGGGCACGAGGGCGGCCACACAGGUUCCAAAUUACCGACAAUCCAACCUGACCCGAUGGACAAAGUCAAGCGGCCCAUGAAUGCCUUCAUGGUCUGGUCUCGCGGUGAGCGACGGAAAAUGGCCCAGGAAAAUCCCAAAAUGCACAAUUCUGAGAUAUCCAAACGGCUGGGUGUCGCGUGGAAAUCUCUAACAGACGCCGAGAAAAGGCCCUUCAUUGACGAGGCAAAGCGCCUCCGCGCGGUGCACAUGAAGGAUUAUCCGGACUAUAAAUACAAGCCCCGUCGUAAAACCAAACCGAUGCCGAAGAACAAUACUCUAGCCGCCCAGUAUCAGAUGUCGGCCGGUAACCACCUGCUGAGUGCGUCCGCGGCUCAGGGACAAGUUGGAAACCCCAGAAUGGACGCAUAUGGCUGGGGCCACACAGGGGGCUACACUGCGGCGAUGCAGAGCGAGGCGCUCGGCUACAGCCAGCAGCUUCACCGCUAUGACCUCUCAGCACUUCAGUAUCAGUCCAGCAUGGCCCAGGCCCAAGCCUACAUGAAUGGUGCCAACGCAUACAGCCCCAUGUCCUACAACAGCAGCCCACAGCAGGUCAGCCCAGUGAUGUCCAUGGUGAAGCAGCAGUCUGAUAGCCACAGCAUGUCCCCCUCCCCCACCGGGCCCCACAGCCCCCUCCAGCAGCACCACCACCAGGCCCACCAGCAGCACCAGACCCAGCGUGGUAUCCAGGUCCAGGGAGACCAUCUCAGGGACAUGAUCAGCAUGUACAUGCCUGGAGGAGAUGCCCCAGAGGCCCAGAGAGGGUACUCCGUCUCUGCAGCAAACAUCCAGCAGCAUUACCUGGGAGGGUCAGCUCCACUCACCCACCUUUGAAUUCCCUCUCACACACCUCUAAGCUGAACUCACCAACUCGCACACCUCUGAACUGAGACAUUAUACUGAUUCAAUCAACCUUGUAUCAUGUUGGUUGAAUUGCUGUCGACUCCCCGCCUAACUCUUGUUGGUCCCUUAUCCACAUCUGACCUACAGGGUCUGACCCUGUUAUUGUGGAAGUCCAGAAGGAUGGAUGUUGGCAAACAACGUGAUCUGACUUGAUAUGCUGGCAUUGACUGGUGGCAGCCCAAUUGGGUCAGUAAAUGUGCAGGGACUGAAGAAAGAAAAUGUUCAUUUUAAUACAAAGAUGAGAUCACUCACUGACACAGACAAUAUUUUGUGACAAGAUGAUGUCAUCAUUGGUCGUUGAUUGGUUUCAGUGUACAUUCCAGUUGGAAUGCCUUGAUGGUUAGGAGUGAUUCCAAACCCCAGAUAUUGUCCCAUUCUGCUAUUUCUCUAAACCCACCAUCUGAAAGAGUAUUAAUGACUGCAAUGGGAACUCGAAAAAGUUGAAGUGGAAGUAUGAAAUUUUGUUUUUGUGAAUUCUGAACGAAAUGGCUUCGACAUUGACAAUCUCAAAUGUUUCUCUCAGACAACUGCCAUUUCUAUAACCGUUCAGAAAAUGAAUUUACCUCUAAAUGGGUCUACACCCUGUAAUUUAUAUAAAAGUUAAACAGCAGUUGGUUUUUAUUUCACAACUUUUUGAAACACAAAACUGAACCAAUAUUUGAGGAUUUUGUUACUGUUUAGUUUAAAUCGAUGCUGCUUUCUGAGGUUUAGGCCUUAUUUAC